AUUUUUUACAUCAGAUAUCAGAUUAUUACAAUAUCGGUUCAUAAUGAUUAUUGUGCUUUUGAAUGUAGACCUUUCCAAAUAAUCUAAAUAUGACCCAUUGAGGACUUAUAAGACACAUCAAAUGGAUCAGCAGACAGUCUCCCAAAAUGAAUCAGAUAGCGAAAAAGAUUUCCAAGUGCAGAUACGAGAGUUGGUCUCAGAAAAAGAGAAAAUUCAAGAAGAGUUCAACAUACAAAGAGCAAAGUUGAAAGAUCUAUUUCUGCAAAAAGAAGCCGAGUUGUCUAGAAAAACUGAAGAAAAUAAACAGCUGCAUAAACAGGUUGCUAAAUUGAAAAAUGAACUGGAUGAUUGUAAAAGCCAGUUAGUUGUUGAUAGUAUUACUUUAGAAUCAAAUUUUGAGGUAGAAAAACGCAAAGCUGAAGAAGAAAUAGCAACAUUACAAAGAUUAAUACAUGAAAGUGAGGCAGAAUCAAGUUCUACAAGGACUCUUUAUGAUACAGAACUAACAAAAUUAGAAACUUACAUACAGCAGUUGCAAAAAGAAAUUAUAGGUUUGAAACGAGAGAAAAACCAAACACAUCACAUAUCACAGGAUCAUAGUAGUUUAGCUUCAAGUCAGGUAUUGAAUGUCCUAACAAAAGGAUUGAAAAAGCUUGGCGCAGACUCUUUCUCUUCUCAAGAAAGUGUGGAUGAUAGUUCCAAGAAGACUGAGGAGGAUGCAGUGGUGUUACGUUCCCUUGUUGAACCAUUGGCGGACCAAAUAAAGGCGCUCAAAGAAAAACUGAGAGCAACAGAUUUUCAACUACAGAAAUGUAAAGAGUGCGGUCAUCGCCAAGAUGAGACAAAUGAAACUGUUGAUCAGUCGUCUCAACAUGUCAACUUAAAUGCAACAACAUCAACUAAUACGUCAUUUGAGUCCCAGAAACUUUCAAUAUGCGAUAUGUGUAGCAACUAUGAGGCCGAGUUGGUCAAGGAACAGAAAAAAAAUAGUGAUUUGAAAGCAGAGGUUACAGCUGCAGAAAAGGCUGCUGAGAGACACAAGGAGGAAUUGUUGAAAGAAAUCGGUUUCAGGAAGGACAUGGAGGAGAAAUGGAAUGAAAAGAAAGAGGAACAUAAACAACAGGUUGCAGAACUAACGAGGGCAACAGAGUGUAUGGAGAUGGAUUUAAAGGAGCUGCGACAGUUUUUUAAUCGAACAUGUUCUGAAAUGAAGACGAGUUUAGAGAAGUUAACCCACGAUAGAGAAACAAUUCAACAAGAACUCAAAAAGCUGCAGAAAGAAAAUGAUAACUUAGUGGGAAAAUAUACUGUACAUUCCCAGGAACUACAGAGUGAAGUUAUAGAUCUCCCUAAUACUGUUGAGGUAUGUGAAAAUGAGAUAUUGGGUAUAGAAGAUACACUGGAGCUGGAAAUAAGAGGCUUGAAAAAACAAAUAGAUCAAUUGAUGAAGGAAAGAAAACAGAUCCAUUCAAAUCAAGAAAAACUGGUUAGUUCUGAAUCUUUGAAUCAAGAAAAGAUCAAGGAACAACAAGAUAGAAUCAAUGAAUUCACAGAAACAAUCACAUCACUGGAGAAGCAAAACAAAGAGUUGAGGACUAGGGUGAUUUCUCUUCAACAGGAAUUAGAUACGACGGAGACUGUUCAAAAGGAUUUUGUCAGAUUGUCACAGAGUUUGCAGGUACAAUUAGAAAAAAUUCGAGAGUCGGAUAAUCAAGUGCGAUGGCAACACGAAGAGGAUGUUGAGAAAUGUCCAACUUGCCAUUCAAGCUUUUCAACGGCAAAGCGAAAACAACACUGUAGACAUUGCGGUCAAAUAUUUUGUCAACCUUGUUUGUCGCACACUGUUCUAUCAGGGCCUAAUAGCCGCCCUUCUAAAGUUUGUGAUGUUUGUCAUACCCUACUAGUCAAAUCUUCUGCCCCUUAUUUCAGUGAAGCUCCUCCGAUGACGUGAAAUUCUUAGUCACCUAGUAGCUGUAUUUGAUUGUUACCGUCUUUAAAUUUUAAAACGUGAAUAAAUUCAUUCCGAAAUUUUCAA
This is a messenger RNA of Leptinotarsa decemlineata (Colorado potato beetle), 2035 nucleotides long. It is a transcript of the gene Rbpn-5, whose product is annotated as Rab GTPase-binding effector protein rabaptin-5. Lineage: Eukaryota; Metazoa; Arthropoda; Insecta; Coleoptera; Chrysomelidae. The record is from RefSeq and is a predicted model, not a curated record. Gene Ontology annotation, molecular function: GTPase activator activity; metal ion binding. Gene Ontology annotation, biological process: endocytosis. Gene Ontology annotation, cellular component: intracellular membrane-bounded organelle.